UAUAGUUCGCCGAUUAGGUUCAUGCUAAACUGCUCAAGAACAAUAGAUUAGUUUUUCUGUAUGGCUCAAAUGUAUGGAAUUUCACUCUGCAUAUUAUUUUGCUUCCUGGGUUGUGCUGAAGUUGAUGAAAAAGUGCAUUACAACAGUCCUAGUGUUGUGGACGAGGUUGACGUUGGUGUGAUUCUUGAUAUGGGAUCAAGGGAAGCAAAACUUGUUCUCAGUUGCAUUUCAAUGGCCCUGUCUGAUUUCUACAAUCUGCACAACAACUACAGCACAAGAGUAGUUCUCCACAGUAGGGAUUCCCAUGGAAAAGCUCUACAUGCUCUAUCAGCUGCUGUUAGUCUGUUGGAUAACAUCAAAGUGGAAGCAAUAAUUAGUGCAGAACCAAGAAUGGAAGCAGACCUAUUGGAAGAAUUAGGAGGAGUUGAAGUCCCAGUAUUGUCUCUGUCUCAACCUAUUCCUUCUCCUCCUCUGACUCAUAGAUAUCCCUUCUUCAUUGAGAUCAGACAGGAUGAAACUUCUCAGGUUAUGGGAAUUGUUUCCCUUAUUAAAACAUACAAAUGGAAGGAUGUUAUCCUUCUAUAUGAGAGCACAAAAUAUGCAUACAACAUCAUUCCAUCUUUGAUUAGUUCUUUCCAAGAGAAAAAUGUCUAUAUUUCAUAUAAGAGUUCCAUAUCUGCCUCCUCAACAAAUCAACAAAUCAUUGAGGAGCUCCACAAGCUCAUGAUAUUGAAGACUAGGAUAAUUUUGGUGCAUAUUUCCCAUGUGCUCAUGCCUCGCCUAUUCUUAAAUGCAAAAAGGUUAGGAAUGAUGAGAGAAGGGUAUGCCUGGAUUGUGACAUCAACUAGUAUGAAUUUCUUGCAAUCCAUGGACUUAUCUGUCAUUGAGUCUAUGCAAGGAGUUCUGGGUUUCAAGUCUUAUAUUCCGGCUUCAACCAACCUCCACAAACUUACUUCCAGAAUCAGGAGAAAAUUUUACAUUGAGGAGCCUGAUAUGGAACUAGGUAGGGAGUUAAGUGCAGAUGGAAUCUGGGCAUAUGAUGCAACUUGGGCUCUAUCAGAAGCAGUUGAGAGGACAAGAAUCAAAAGUUCUACUACUGGAUCCUCCAAGCAUGGAGUUGACCUUUUUAGAGGGAUUCUGCAAACUAGAUUUAAAGGGUUAAGUGGUGAAGUUCGAUAUCCAAAUGGGAGCUUGAUUUCAAGUGGAUUUGAGAUAGUGAACGUAAUCGGAACAGGGGUCAGAAGAGUUGGAUUUUGGCCUUAUGAAGAAGAAAAAAUCACGAAAGAGUCACUCCCACUUGGUAACAGAAGGAAUGAACUUUCCACAAACCAUCUGGAAACAAUCAUAUGGCCUGGAGGAUCAUCAACCAUCGUGAGAAGUUCCAAGAGGAGACUGAGUGGAAUUAAACUAAAAGUUGGGGUUCCAGUAAAAAUAGGGUUCAAGGAACUUGUGCGUGUGGAGCAUGAUCAACAAAGCAAUAGAACUCAUGUUACAGGCUUCUGUAUAGACGUAUUCGAAGCUGCAAUUAGAGGAUUGCCUUAUAAAGUACAUUAUGAGUUUAUUCCAUUUGACGAUUCCGUGUUAGUUGGGGGGUACAACGAUCUAGUUCACAAGGUUUAUCUACAGACAUAUGAUGCUGUUGCUGGAGAUAUAACGAUCACACAGAAUAGAUCUUUGUAUGUUGAUUUUACAAUACCAUUUACUGACAUGGGUGUGGGAAUCUUAGUACGGAAUGAAAAGGAAAACAAGUGGGUUUUCUUGGAACCUCUGUCAGCAAAUCUUUGGAUGACAAGUGGUGGUUUUUUUAUCCUAACGGGUUUUGUUGUGUGGAUAAUUGAGCGUCCUGUCAACCAAGAGUUCCAGGGAUCAACAUCGCAACAACUUGGAACAAUAUUCUGGUUCUCCUUCUCAACCCUUGUGUUUUCUCACAGGGAAAAGUUGUUGAACAACUUGGCCAAGUUUGUCACGAUCGUCUGGGUUUUUGUAGUGCUUAUAUUGACAUCCAGUUAUACUGCAACUUUAGCAUCAAUGCUGACAGUUAAACAGAUAAAUUUAAACUCAAGAGGUAACAAUAUAGCUGACCUUGUGAUUUUUGGAGGGCCGAAGCAGAAGUUGUAUCAUACAGUUGAACAAUUUGCUGAUGCUUUAUCAAGAGGAAGUAAGCAUGGUGGUGUUUCUGCUAUCAUCGAAGAGAUCCCAUACCUCAAAAUCUUCCUAGCAAAGUAUCCUGCUGACUACUCCAUGAUUAAACCCAAGUUAAUUACCAAUGGUUUUGGCUUUGUUUUUCCUAAAGGUUCUAAAUUAGUCCGUGACAUGUCGAGGCAAAUUGAAAUUUUAAGAGAAGAAGGAAAGCUUUUAGAGAUGGAAAAGGCCUGGUUUCAGAUCUCAGAUGCAGUGAAUAGUCCUAAUCCCGGUACUCUUAACCUCAGCAGCUUUCUAGGUUUAUUCCUUGUUACUGGCGUUUCUUCAGCUGCUGCUCUUAUAUUAUUCUUCAUUUUGUCCCUUAAAGAUAGAUGGCAUGUCCUAAAGAUAAGCACAGCUAUAUCCCUGAGUAGAGGACAGCUGAUGCAACUUAUAAGAAGGUCCUUUCUAACAAAUUAUCCAAUGCAGAUGAACACAUCAAUACACAGAUAGUGGAUUCAUAGUACGAAUUGAUUCUAUGGGACUUUAAUUAACUUGUUUUAGGCAGUGAUAUACAUUUUUCCCAAUAUUAUGUAUACUUGUAUAAUGCAUUCAUGAUUAGUUACUCCUGAUGAUCUUGGGACUUGGGCUGG
Rosa chinensis is the source of this 2774-nucleotide messenger RNA. RefSeq names its product glutamate receptor 1.4. The record is from RefSeq and is a predicted model, not a curated record. Gene Ontology annotation, molecular function: glutamate-gated receptor activity. The coding region runs from base 61 to 2634 and encodes 857 amino acids. Gene Ontology annotation, cellular component: plasma membrane. NCBI's taxonomy places the organism in Eukaryota, Viridiplantae, Streptophyta, Magnoliopsida, Rosales, Rosaceae. The transcript has 5 exons.